This is a messenger RNA of Stegastes partitus (bicolor damselfish), 1101 nucleotides long. It is a transcript of the gene cenpo, whose product is annotated as centromere protein O. Gene Ontology annotation, cellular component: kinetochore; Mis6-Sim4 complex. NCBI's taxonomy places the organism in Eukaryota, Metazoa, Chordata, Actinopteri, Pomacentridae. The transcript has 6 exons. The record is from RefSeq and is a predicted model, not a curated record. Bases 91 to 957 code for a protein of 288 amino acids.
GCAGCCGCCAAAUUUAAAAACUUGUCGUGGAUGUUUACAGCUGAACAGCUUCGUGGUUGACAGAAAAAUACACGAAAAGACUCGUGAAACAUGGAGGCAGCUUCCACUAAAGGUGUUUUGAGUCAUUUGAGUUUGCUGGAGGUUCAGGCAAGAAGUCGCAGGAGUCGACCUCAGCAGCAGAGUCGAGUGACGGAGCUAAAGGCUAAAGUUGAAGCGCUGAAGGUGCAGAAGGAGCAGCUGGAGGCAGAAAUACAAACACACCAGAAUCUCCAGAAACUGAGGUCAUCUUUGGACAAACAAUGUGCAGAUGAAGACGAUGUGGAAAUGGAAGAAGACUCAGAGAACUCAGAACUUUUGCGGCUGAUGGCCAGACAUACACAACUGAAAGAUCUGCUGCACGCUCAUCACCUCAUCGGUGGGUAUGAUGUCAUCAAGACUCGCCAGGGUAAAGGAGUUUGCGUAUCUCUGGCGACGGCCUACGAGGGCGUCUACUUAGACACCUACAACCUGGAGAUUGACCUGAAGCCAGCAGUGAGGAUCAGCCGCCACAACAUCCCCCCCUUCAUCCCCGUGAACAGCCUUGCCAAGGAGAACAACAUGCAGACACACAUGAGGGCUUUUCUGGACGCCCUCAGUCAGCAUCUCAACGCUUUUGCCGGUCGCAAGCAGGAGCUGAAGCUUCUUAAGGAGCAACACAAGUCCGUCGAAGUGAUGGAGAGUAAUGUUCUGUGUUCGAUACUGGUGCUGAUGUUCACGGUGCCGAAAGAGAAGACGGCCGUUCUCUGCACGUUGGACUACAUCGACCACAGCAGUUGUCUUCCAAAGAGAGUCCACCUCGAAUGUGAAGACAAGCAGCUUCCCGACUCUCCACAGUGGAAGAAAAACUGCAGCUUACUUAUGGAGACUCCAGUGCACACAGCUUUGACCGCCAUGAGGAAAGUGGGGGAUAUUGUUUAAUUUAUUCAGCCAAGUGUAUAAAAUCAGCUUCGUUUUAACAUUUUGACAAAAUAGUCAUGUACAUACUCAUUGUUUAUGAUGGAACACUAUCAGUUUUCUUGUGUUGAGGUAUUGAGUUGUAAAUAAAACUUUUACGUUCCUCUA